AGUAGUAUCUGCAGUACGGAGUUGAAAGGGAGUUACAGAAUGAACUCAUUUUCUUAGGUUGUUUUUUUUCCCCUCCUCUGCUUUCAUUCAAGAUACCAAGGGUGUAUCAUUAUUUACACUGCAUUCUGAAACAACUGUCAGGAAGAGAAGGAAACAAUAAAUUAUGAAACUAGAGGUACCAGACAGAUUUGAAGAUGUUGCUGUGACAUUUUCUGAUGAGGAGUGGACAAUGCUUAGUCAGCAGGAAAAGGAACUGCACAAGGAGGUGAUGAAGCAGAACUUCGAAAAUAUGAUUUCACUGGGAUACACUGUUGAGAAGGAGCAGUUAUUAGUGCUGAUUAAGAGUGAAGCGGAAGAUCAGUUUGGAGAUGUGCAUGUGCAGGCGACAACGGUGGGGGAAUAUGAUGAGGACACUUAUCUCAGUGAAUGCAGUAUUCCAAAAGACGAGUUGUUACUUAUUUUGAAAACAGUUGAGAAUUUGUGGUCUGAAGAUGGACAAGCAGAAGAAAGCACAAUACCGGAUAGUCACUUAGAGUCUUCUCCAGGAUUCAGCAGGAGUCUUGAUCGCAGUGAGCUUCCGAAGCAGCGAUUCUCACCAGAAAGAGAACACACAAGCCAAAUGGAGGAGAAAAACCGUCAUCUUCGCCAGCAAUAUGGAAAGAGUUUGCAUGAAUAUCAUUCAGUCUUUAUACAGAAAGAUACCCAAGAUGACAGUUGUCAAGGGGAUAUUUGCAUGAUAAAUUUAGAUGAUAGCUGUAGCAAUUACAUUGUCCAAAAUGGACUCAUAAUUAAGCAAGUACCUGAUGAGGGCAUGCAGUACAACUGUGAAGGUUUUGAUAUUACUUUAGAAGAGGAAGACAUAUUUGUAAAAUAUGAAGACGAUGUUUUAUUGAAGAAGCCUUAUAGAUGUCCUGACUGUAACAAGACAUUUGUUCAUAAGGGUAACUUAAAUAUGCAUCUAUUAGUUCAUACAGGAUUAAGGCCCCAUAUCUGUACCAUAUGUAAUAAGAGGUUUAGUCAGAAGGGAAAUCUCAAAACACAUACUCGCACUCAUGACAGGAAAAUAACAUACUUAUGUGAUAAAUGUGGCAUAAGUUUUCAGGCACAAAGUAGACUAAUAAGGCAUCAGCAAACUCAUGAAGAGAAGUCGUAUAAGUGUUCAGACUGUUAUAAAAGUUUUACAAAACAGCAUGCUCUUAGGAAACACCAACAAAUGGUUCACUUGCUAGAGAAACCAUUUAAAUGCUUUGCCUGUGACAAAUACUUUAGCCAGAAAUGUAACCUGAUGCAGCAUCAGCGAAUUCAUACAGGUGAAAGACCAUAUAAAUGUAAUAAAUGUAACAAGAGUUUUACAGGAAGGGGUAUUCUUGCAGUACAUCAGCGAAUUCAUCUGGGUGAGAAACCGUAUGAAUGCUCUGCAUGUGGCAAAUGCUUUAGCCAGAAGGGGAACCUAAUAACACAUCAGGAAGUUCAUAGGACAGACAGACCAUAUAAAUGUCCACAGUGUUCAAAAGAAUUUUUACGGCACUGUGCUCUGCUGAUACACAAACGAAUUCAUACUGGAGAGAGGCCAUAUCAGUGUGCAAAAUGUGACAAGGGUUUUACAGUUAAGAGUAGUCUGAUGAGGCAUCAACAAACACACACAGAUGAAAGUCUAUAUAAGUGUACAGAUUGUGACAAAACGUUUUCAGGUAAAAGUGCACUUACUACACAUCUGCGAAUUCACACUGGAGAGAGACCAUACAAAUGUGUUGACUGUUUCAGGACUUUUAACCAAAAAGGAAAUCUCUUAGCUCAUCAGAGAAGUCACAGGAAUGAGAGAAUUUAUAAAUGCUCACAAUGUAAAAAAACGUACACAGGGCAGAGUGCACUACUGACACAUGAAAAAGUUCACAAAGGUGAGAGGUCCUAUAAAUGUUGCAAAUGUGAUCUAAGUUUUAAUAGAAGAAGAAGCCUCUUAAAACACCAACAGAUUCAUGCAGAGGAAGUAUCCUAUAAGUGUUCAGAAUGUGAAGAGCACUUUAAAGAACGCUUUGCUUUACAAAAGCACUUGAUUGUUCACAUUCCUAAAGAACCCUACAAUUUUAAUGCAUCUGACCAGAACCAUUUGAACAAGGACAGCAUAUCAUAUCCACCACUGCAUACGCAGGAAUCAUUUCACAAAUGUAUAAAGUGUAACAAGUAUUAUAUUGAGCAUGUUUCUGUUGUAAAGCAGCAGCAGCUGAUUUCCAAAGAAACUCGACCAUAUACAUGCAUUGAUUGUGUGAAUGGUUACAGCACAAAUGGUAAUGCAUUAAAAGAAAAGCAAAUUCACAAAACUGUGAAACUGUAUAAAUGUACAGAAUGUGGCAAGGCCUUCCUUCAGAAAGGUAAUCUAGUAGCACAUAUUCGAAUUCAUACUGGAGAAAAACCAUUUAAAUGUCCAGAAUGUGGUAAGUGCUUCAACCAGAAAGGUAAUUUGAUGACACACCAGCAAAUUCAUAUAAGGAAAAGACAUGCUGUACAAAAAAAAGGUGAAAAGAAAAAACGAAAUGCAAUACGCAUGGAAAGAGAAAAUAUUGAAAAAGGAGUUUUCAGCUGAUGAGCAGGUAACACAGUUUUGUUACAGAUUAGAAUGUUUGUGAGUUGGCUUCAUUGGGUGUUUCAGAAUGCUGGAAGGUGAACAAUCAGAGAGAUGCGUAACUAUCUCAAAAAGAUCUUCAGAUACUGAAACCUGGUGGUAUGUUCCCCUCAACAAAGUGGAUGAAUGGAAGGACAACACCACACUGCAAAGGGCAAGGAGAUAGCAGACUUUACUAGAGCUUGCAUGGAAAUAGUAACUGAACUUUGCUCUCAAGACACAAAAAAAUUAAUUUAGUAACAUCUAACAGAUUUUUACCACAUGCUGAAUUCUGCUGCAGUAGAAUCUGAUGUGUGACAUGUCAAGGUCCAUUUCUUAAGACCCUCUAUGCAAAAAACAAAUCACAAGCUUCUUCUAUGCGGAGCUAUUGAGAAGAUGCAUUCUGGGCGUUGGAUGCAAAUGAGCAAAGAUUUGUCCUGCUGCUGUUAUAGUGGGAAGAGAUGUUUUAAGAUAAGUGUGGCUUAACACAUGAAGACAUUGUACAAACCUGAACUACAUGCUAUAAGGCUAAUGUCUAUUCCAGGUGAAGGAAGCAAUUAUAAUAUCUGAUUUAAGUCAAAUGGUUGUAGAUGUACCAUUUAGAAAUGUAAUAAUAAGAAGCCUGUUUGUAAAGGGCAAGCAUUCCUUAACAGCUAUUGUGAGUGGUAGCUUUGCUGUAAGGGAGGCAAAUAUAAGGCCUUGCUAACUGACCACGAGCUGAAGAAUAUCAAAAACUUUAAUUAUCAAAAACAUAAACAGUGCCAUUUACUGCUUUUCUCAUUUUGGAAAUAAAAUGGCUAACAUCAAAACUGUUUCAUCUAAACAGAUGUGAGAGAGAAAAAAACGUAUAAAAAAGGUGUUCUACACAGCUAACUGUAAUGAUGUUUGUAUUGAUACACACUAUUUUCACUUUUCACAAGCAAGAGCUCAUUAUAAACUUAGACAUUACAAACCUGGAAGGAAAAUAAGAAGCAGAGAUGGAGAGUAUUUUAGUAAAGUGUAUUUGAAAUGUACUGUCUGGGAUAAGGGAACAAACUCCAUUAUAGUAAAGCCAUUAUUUCCAGAAGCCCUGUAAAGUUCAGAAAAGGCAUUUUCGUUCAGAAAUCAAGCUCAGCAUUGAUAGUCCGGGGAUAGAGAAUUUGAUACAGUGAUUCUCUUAAUAUACUUUUGUUUAACAAGGAAAAAAAAAAAAAAAACUACAUGUAAUCCCCUGAGUAAGGUACAAUGGAUGUGUUUAAAUAAAUUUUGUAGUACAUACAGCUGAGCGGACAGAAUCGACAAAUGCAUUGUUUAGCCGAUGCACAGCAGUUAAAGAACAGGAUGUCCAUAGUGUAAUGAGCAAAGUCAAGUGAAAUAUUUUAUGUCAGAUUUGUCAAUACUAAGUCUAAUGAGGAAAGGUGCUAACUUAUACAACACAGUAAUUCAAUUUGCCUGACAUCCACACAUCUGUUUUGCUGCAUUACAGAGAUGCUAAACUUUCUAUCACUGUCUUUGUGUGUAUAGUACAUAUUGUUUGAAAUCCAGAAAUUGUAAGUAUUAGUAGCACAAUUUUUCCACAUUCAGAAGAUUUAUUACAAUUAUAGUUCAAAAUACUGCAGUGAAAUUUUACAAACGAUGAGAUCAUUUCUGCCAAUAUCUGAUGCCAUUUGAAACAGACAACUUUAAUAAAAUGACAUUAAAGUUAAUCUUAGUCUUAAGGAGACAAACUUUGUAGAGGUCUUUAGCGCACAGUUGUUACAUAGUAGAACAGGAGAUUCAAAUCAGCAUGCACUGUUAAUAUUAAUCACUAUGCAGGUUUUCUCAAGAUAUAUUAAUAUUGUGUUCCAGAUGUCUUUUAAUAUAUACUGAAAUGUAUGUAGAAAAUCAAGCUCUUGUGAUAUCCAUCUAUAAAGGUCUUAUUAGUGCCAUACUAUUGAAUAAUUAGAAGCACUGUUCCACUGGUGGUCAGUCCUGAGAAUCAUCAGUUGUAAUACUAAUAGAAUGGGGACUGCUUUCUUUUAUCUCCCUGUGCAAUCUUGGAGGGCAUUAUAUUUUAUUAAGGUGUAUGGGAUGCCCUUACAGAAUCAGACAAACAAAAACUUUAUACAUUUUAUUGCUACAGGAUCCCAGAAUUGACUGUCUAUUGAUCUUUAUGAAUGUAACCCUCUCCUAAGUAGGAGUAUUUGUUAAAAAAAAAAAUGAAUCUGCUAUCAUAUGUUCAAGCAAGUAGUUUAAUUUCAUUGAUCCCUGGUAUUUUGGCCCUUGAACAAUUUGUAAUGUGAGUGCAACAAGCAUACAGAUCCUCGCAUCAUCUGUUUGUCAUCUUGGGACUGAUGCUG
Protopterus annectens (West African lungfish) is the source of this 4917-nucleotide messenger RNA. Its product is annotated as zinc finger protein 883-like. The transcript is spliced from 5 exons. Gene Ontology annotation, biological process: regulation of transcription by RNA polymerase II. The coding region runs from base 164 to 2581 and encodes 805 amino acids. Gene Ontology annotation, molecular function: RNA polymerase II cis-regulatory region sequence-specific DNA binding; DNA-binding transcription activator activity, RNA polymerase II-specific. Gene Ontology annotation, cellular component: nucleus. The record is from RefSeq and is a predicted model, not a curated record. Lineage: Eukaryota; Metazoa; Chordata; Ceratodontiformes; Protopteridae.